Rotaria sp. Silwood2 is the source of this 840-nucleotide messenger RNA. NCBI's taxonomy places the organism in Eukaryota, Metazoa, Rotifera, Eurotatoria, Philodinida, Philodinidae. The record is from the annotation of a GenBank genome assembly.
AUGGCCAACGAUCAACCAGAUCGAAAUAAUCGUCAUUCAUCUCGAUCUCGUUCUCGCGAUCGUAAAUCGCGUCGACAUCAUGAUCGUUCACGUGAACGAGAUAAUAAACGUCGACGUUCACCAAAUGAUAAUAAUAAUCGAAAUAAACAUAGUCGUUCACGUUCACCAAAAGAACGCUCACCAAAAGAACGCUCGCCAAAAGAACGCUCACCAAAAGAACGUUCACCAAAAGAACGUUCAAAAAAAGAAAAUAAAAAUGAAAAAAAAAUCAUACGAAAAUAUAAAUACUGGGAUGUACCACCAGCUGGUUUUGAACAUAUUACACCUGUUCAAUAUAAAGCUAUGCAAGCAUCCGGUCAAAUUUCGCAAAUAUUUAGUGGAAAAGAUUGGAGUGCAAAUACUGCUGCAGCUACACCAGUACUUGGUAGUCAUGUUGUUCAUCAAUCCCGACGAUUAUACGUUGGAAAUAUUCCAUUCGGAGUUUCAGAAAAUGCAAUGAUGGAAUUUUUUAAUCAACAAAUGCAACUUACUGGUCUAUCACAAACAGAAGGACAUCCAGUUAUUGCCGUUCAAAUAAAUCUUGAUAAAAAUUUUGCUUUUCUUGAAUUUCGUUCAAUUGAUGAAACAACAGCUGCUAUGGCGUUUGAUGGAAUAGUUUUUCAAGGACAAUCACUUAAAAUUCGUCGACCAAGAGAUUAUCAACCAAUGCCAGGAGGAGGUGAUCAACCAAAUAUGAAUGUACCUGGAGUUGUUUCAACUGUUGUCGCUGAUUCACCAUUCAAAAUAUUUAUUGGUGGUUUACCUAAUUAUUUAACUGAUGAUCAGGUAGGUGGGAAUUAG